Molecule: messenger RNA, 1005 nt
Organism: Fusarium sp. VM40
Lineage: Eukaryota; Fungi; Ascomycota; Sordariomycetes; Hypocreales; Nectriaceae
Source: the annotation of a GenBank genome assembly
AUGGCAGAUAAACCCAAGGUCCUCUUCCUAUCCGACAUCAAACGGGCUCGAGACGAGUUUGCCUCACUUUCCGAGAUUGUCGAAGUUAUUCAACCAAAAUCAACAGAAAGAAAUGCCUUUAUAGAAGAGAGCAAGUCCGGUGCCUUUGACGGAAUCAAGGCCAUCUACCGCACAAACAAAUGCGUAGGCACCACUGGCGAUUUCGAUGCCGAGCUGCUUGAUGCCCUGCCCAAGUCUCUCAAGUUCAUCUGCCACAACGGUGCCGGGUAUGAUCAAAUAUAUAUCCCAGAAUGUUCUUCCCGCGGUAUUCGAGUGUCCAACACACCCACGGCUGUAGACGAUGCCACAGCCGACAUCACCAUCUUUCUCCUUCUCGGUGCUUUACGAAACCUCUCAUCCUCUAUCUUCUCUCUGCGUGAUGGGUCUUGGCGCGGCAACCCUCCGCCAUCCCUUGGUCACGACCCUCAGGGGAAAGUCCUGGGUAUUCUAGGCAUGGGUGGCAUUGGUCGUAAUGUCGCACGCAAGGCUCGCGUAUUUGGAAUGACUGUGAAGUAUCACAACCGUAGCCGCCUUUCCCCUGAGCUAGAGGAUGGAGCUGAAUACGUUGACUUUGAAACUCUCCUCAAGGAGAGUGACGUGCUGAGUCUCAACCUUCCUCUAAAUGCCAAGACUCGACAUACGAUUGCGAAAGCCCAAUUCAACAUCAUGAAGCGCGGCAUUGUCAUUGUCAACACCGCCCGUGGCGCAGUGAUGGACGAAGGUGCUCUUGUUGAAGCACUUGAGUCGGGGCAAGUUGCUAGCGCCGGACUUGACGUCUUUGAGAACGAACCCGAGAUCCAUCCAGGGUUAUUAAACAACAAGAACGUACUGCUCGUUCCACACAUGGGAACUCGGACGGUAGAGACUGAAAAGUUGAUGGAGGCUUGGGCUAUAGAAAAUGCUCGACUGGCGAUAACGGAAGGGAAGCUGAAGAGCAUCGUUCCCGAGCAACAGGACUUGCAAUGA